This is a messenger RNA of Scutellospora calospora, 456 nucleotides long. NCBI's taxonomy places the organism in Eukaryota, Fungi, Glomeromycota, Glomeromycetes, Diversisporales, Gigasporaceae. The record is from the annotation of a GenBank genome assembly.
AUGUCUUUGUCUAUUGUUUUUUCUGGUAUUGAUAAAACAUUUGAUCAAUUUGUUGAAGAAUUAUUAGAUGAUGAUUUUAAUACUUUUUUGAAAACAAACACUGAGACUUUUAAUCGCAAAAAAGGAAAAAUUUUUGAAUAUUUUAUUUAUGAGUUUUUAACAAAAAAUGGUAUUACUGCGGAAAUAAAUAUGACUUUUAUUUCAUUUUCUAAAGAUAUUUUUCGUACUUUAUCUGAUGGAAAUACUGAUAUUCAUGGUCAAUAUGGAAUUUUAAAUUAUUUUUGUCAAUGCAAAUACAAAAAUGAAAAAUAUAAAAUUCAAGCGAAUGAGAUGCGAGAAUUUUUAAAUUCUGUAAUGAGAAAAACCCAAUAUCAGAUUGGAUUUUUAGUAUCUAAUAUAGGGUUAGGUGAUAAUGCUUUAAAUGAAUUAAAUUCCUCUCCUGUUAAGGAUAGAUGA